GACUCCCUAGUGUCUCGGCUUUAUCCAGCAGUGGACUUGACCUCUCUCUUUCUGGAGUCUUGCCCACGCGGUCUCAUCUCAUCUCUCUCUCGGUCGCGCCGAUGUCAUCUCCUGUCCUCCUCUCUUGAUCUCGCCGGUUCUGGUCUCGCCUUUGCUGCUCGGCCAACGAUCAGCCCACUAUUAGCCAGAGAAGACAAACAAAGAGAGAUAGAGAGAACGAAAAUGGCGGAAGCUGUCAUCGCCAGCAUUGCUGGAGAAAUCAUUGCUGAUCUCCUUCCUCAAGCACUAAAAGAGGUUGGAAAGUUAUGGGGUGUCGAGCAUGAACUUGAGAUGCUCAAGGACACUGUCUCCACGCUUCGGGCUGUACUGGACCAUGCAGAAGAGCAAUACUACCAAAGUCUCCAAAUUCGAGUUUGGGUUGAGAAACUGAAAGACGCUUUUUAUGACGUGCAAGACGUGCUUGAAGAACUUAGUAUAGAAGUUAUGCAACGAGAAUUAAGGGGCCAUGAUAAAAUGAUCAACGAGAUAAGGACAUUUUUCUCAGGUUUAAAUCAGCUUGCUUUUAAAUGGAGGAUGUGCUCCAAAGUAAGAGCAGUGAGGGAGAGAAUAGAAACCAUUAAAGCUGAUAAGGGAUUCCACUUGGAUGAGCGCCUUGUGGAUCUGCAAAGAGAGAGAGAGCGGAGGAAGAGAGCGGAGACACAUUCGUUUAUCCGUCAGGGAGAUAUUGCAGGGAGAGAUUAUGAUAAGAAGGUGGUCAUGGAAUUUUUACUAGAUACAGACAUGAAAGAGCAUGUUUCCAUCCUUCCAAUAGUUGGUAUUGGCGGGCUUGGAAAAACGGCUCUUGCUCAAUUUGUAUUUAAUGAUGAGAUAAUUUAUAAACAUUUUGACUUGAAAAUGUGGGUUUGUGUCUCUGAUGACUUUGACCUAAAAAAAAUAGUGAAAAACAUCAUAGCUUGUGCAAAAGGGGUAGAACCAACUGAGGUUGCAAUGGAACGUUUGCAGAGUGAACUAAGGGCAGAAAUUGAUGGAAAGAGAUAUCUCUUAGUUUUAGAUGAUUUGUGGGGUGUAGAACAAGAAACAUGGCUUAGCUUGAAAAUUUUAUUGGCAGGAGGUGCUAGAGGAAGCAAGAUCCUUAUAACUACACGCCUUGCUUUUGUUGCAGAGAUCACCAGCACUACUCUGCCUCAUCUUCUUGAGGGUUUAUCUGAAAGUGCGUCUCUUCAUUUACUAAUGCAAAUGGCUUGUCCCAAAGAAGAGGAGAUACAAGAGCCAGACAAGCUAUCUAUUGCCAAAGAGAUAGUUAGAAAGUGCUCUGGGGUUCCGUUGGUUGUUCGAACCGUUGGGAGUAUGCUAUUCUUCAAGAAAAGUAAACAUGAAUGGUCACAAUUUAAAGAUAAUGAGCUCCCAGAUGUGUCUCAAAAGGAAGGUCGGAUAAUAUCUGUUCUUAGGCUAAGUUAUGACCAUCUUCCUUCACAUUUGAAACAAUGUUUCGCAUUUUGUUCAUUGUUUCCUAAAGAUUAUGAGAUAAAGAAGCAGACUUUGAUCAAUCUUUGGGUGGCAGAAGGAUUUAUCCAACCAUCAAAUAAAAGACAGCAUUUAGAAGAUAUUGCUCAAGGAUAUUUCAUGGAUCAACUUUGGAGAAACUUCUUCCAAAAUUUUCAAAAAGAUCAAUUCACGAAUGAGGAGACUUGCAAGAUGCAUGAUUUAAUGCAUGAUCUAGCUUGCAUAGUUGCAGGGACUGAAUGUCGAGCGGCAUGGGAUGGCACAAAAUCUAUACUUGAAAGAACUCGUCAUAUAUCAUAUGAUUUAACUUCCAAGUUGAUGGCUAGACUUCCAAUCUCACACUUGAAAGCAAGUUCACUGAGAACAUUUCUUUCUACGCCCUGCCGAUUGGAACAAAGAGAACCAAUAAGUGAAGUAGAUCUUCGCCAACUCAUUCAAAGUUUCAAGAGAUUGCGUAUCUUGGAUCUACAUGCUACAAUUGUCAAGAAGGUACCAAGGUCCAUUUGUCAGUUGAAACAUCUCACAUAUCUUGAUCUUUCUUACAAUAAUGCACUUAAAAGGCUUCCCAACUCCAUUACGAGAUUGCAGAAUUUGCAGACACUUAAUCUUUAUGGUUGUUCAGCCCUUGAAGAAUUGCCAAGGGAUAUAAGGAAGUUAAUUAGCCUUCGAAAUCUAGACAUAGAUUAUUGUAAUAGUCUUAGUUAUUUGCCACAUGGCCUUGAACAAUUGAGUUGUUUGUAUAGGCUAACACGCUUCAUUUUGCCCAAAGAUAAAGCUCUUUCUAAGAAUUAUUGUAGACUUAGGGAGCUAAAUGGGCUUAAUAACAUCCAUGGAAGCCUUAGCAUUGAAAAUUUGGGACAAGUGACAAAUGCAGUAGCAGAAUCCAAUGCUGCGAACUUAAUUGGGAAGCAUUCUCUACAAUCUUUGGCACUUAAAUGGGGCAAUUUUGAUAUUGAUGAUGUAGUAAUUGGGGAUAGAGAUGAAGCUCUAUUAAAUGGAUUGAGGCUUCACUCAAAUCUGAAGGGGUUGAUGAUCAAUGGAUAUAGUGGUGAGAGCUUUCCAAGGUGGAUGAUGGAUAGCCUUGUGUUUUCCUUGCCAAAUUUAGUUGAGGUACACUUGCAUCAAUGUGGGAGAUGUAAACAUCUUCCCCCACUAGGCCAACUACCUCGCCUCAAGACUUUAGAGAUUUGGGAGGUACCUGAAUUGGAAUACAUCCAGUUGGACCAUUCAUCCACUUUAGCAACAUCAUUUCCUAGUCUAUUGAAAUUACGGAUCUCUGGGUGUGAAAACUUGAAAGCCAUGCCACUAACUCCGCAUCUUGAGGACUUAAUUUUGACUAAGACGAACCCAGCAUUGAUAAAUCAGAUAUUUGGCCUUAAUAAGUUGAAGAGUUUGGUUAUCUCGAAGAUGGAGUUUCUAGAAUAUUUGCCGGAGGAGUGUUUGAAAAGUCUCACUUCACUUGAAAUUCUUAGCAUCAGUGAAUGUCCUCGAUUAACUUCCCUCUCACUUGGUAUGCGACAUCUAUCGAACCUUGCGGAUCUCUCUUUUUGGGAUUGUGAGGAGCUUGAUUUAUCCAAAGACGAAAGUGGCAACGUCUUGGAUUUCCAAGGACUUAAUAGUCUUCGAUUUGUGGAAAUCUUUCACCUUCCCAAACUAGCAUCUCUCCCACAAUGGCUUCUACAAGUAAGCAAUCUUGAGCGCUUGGGAAUUAUCUAUUGCUUCAAUUUGAAGGCUUUACCAGAGCAAAUUGAGGCCCUUCAAUCGCUUCAACGGCUUGUAAUCACUCGAUGCCGCUCUUUGAAAUCAUUACCUGAAGGAAUGCGAAGGUUGGCAUCGCUUAAUCACCUAAGAAUUGCAGAUUGCCCAAAUUUGGAAGAGAGGUGCAAAAAAGACAUAGGUGAUGAUUGGCGCAAGAUUGCUCAUAUCCCACACAUAACUCACAAGUAUAGAUAUUACGAUGACGUUGGUUCCCAAAAUUUACAUGAAUAAUUUCUGACUUGUCUGUUGAUACUUGAUUCGA
Molecule: messenger RNA, 3523 nt
Organism: Eucalyptus grandis
Lineage: Eukaryota; Viridiplantae; Streptophyta; Magnoliopsida; Myrtales; Myrtaceae
Product: putative disease resistance protein RGA3
Exons: 2
Coding region: 223-3492 (1089 amino acids)
Biological process (GO): defense response to other organism
Molecular function (GO): ADP binding; protein binding
Source: RefSeq, a predicted model, not a curated record